UUAUGCAGCACACUUGACAUGUGUGCGCAUGCGCAGUGUUCAUAACCUAUUUUCGUGUGUUUAUUCCGGUAUUAUUCUCAUUUCAGGGAUAAAUAAUUAAGUACAUUACUCCGAAAAUAAGAAAUAAAACACUCUGAUUUCGUUCAGCACUACAAGAAAUUUUAAAUCACGGUUUAAAGUGUUUUUCAGAUUUGAGGUUAACUUUUUGUAAUUUCUUCAAUAAAACUCGAAUCACAGUUAAAAUGGUAAAUAAGCUGAAUAAACGGUUUUACAACACCGUUCUAAGCCAAACGUUCACGCCCUGUGGCAAUUACUUGGUGGUUGGAGAUAUUUAUGGCACAAUUUCAAUCUUCCACCUCUCAAAGCUCGUUAAUCAAGGAAGCACGAUCACGCGCCAAGACCAAAUCCCAACUAACUCUUUCACAAUUAAGGAAGACAUUCAAAUUAACAGUUUAUUGACAACCAAAUCCCACUUGGUGGUUGGAACUGUGGGUGAAAUCUUGGGCUACACGUGGAAGAACGUGAAACUUAGCAAAAAAGCGACACCGUCAUGGACCAUUGAAAUCCCCAAUGCAAAAGACAGUUUUGAGAAACCAGACGUGAAUUGCUUGGUUUUGGAGCCCGAAAAUAACGUGCUAUUUGCGGCGUGCGGGGACAAUAAUGUGUACAGUUUUAACCUAGAAACCCGAAAAAAUAUCAAAACUUUCAAAGGACACAAGAAUUACGUUCAUUGUUUAACGCACUUAAACAAUAAAUUGAUCUCUGGAGGGGAAGACGGUUUGGUACUGAUGUGGGAUGCGAGAACUGCAGCCGCUGUAGGCAAAAUUGAACCCUACACGCGAGACAAAGUUAGUCGGCCUGAACUCGGUCCCUGGAUUGGUGGGGUUGGAAUUAAUGAUGAUUGGUUGUUGUGCGGAGGUGGACCACGACUUUCUUUAUGGCAUUUGCGCUCCCUAAACAUUUCCACUGUUUUCCCUAUCGACGACAAAGGGAUUCACGUUGCGGAAAUCUUCCACGACAAAAUUUUCGCCGGGGGAAGGUCGCCCCUUUUUUACCAAAUGAGCUUCAACGGCGACAUUGUAAUCGAAAUUCCGACUGCCGCCGUCACCACGUAUAGCGCCAUCCACCAGGACGAGCCCUUCCAAACGCUCUGUAUUGCAGGCUCCAGCCCUAAAAUCGACGUUUGUAGCAACUUCAUCUACAAAAACCUACAACUCUCUCUUUGUUGAUCCAAACUCGUCAAUUAGUUAAGUUUUAUUUAAAUAAAUAUAACUUAUAUACA
Molecule: messenger RNA, 1282 nt
Organism: Zophobas morio
Lineage: Eukaryota; Metazoa; Arthropoda; Insecta; Coleoptera; Tenebrionidae
Product: THO complex subunit 6 homolog
Exons: 4
Coding region: 243-1229 (328 amino acids)
Biological process (GO): mRNA export from nucleus
Cellular component (GO): transcription export complex; THO complex
Molecular function (GO): protein binding
Source: RefSeq, a predicted model, not a curated record